Cladocopium goreaui is the source of this 2574-nucleotide messenger RNA. Lineage: Eukaryota; Dinophyceae; Suessiales; Symbiodiniaceae. The record is from the annotation of a GenBank genome assembly.
AUGGAAGAUGCGGGCGAUGCAGGAGCUUCACCUAGGCGAGCUUCCAGCUCCAGCUCCAGUGGAGGAGGAGGCUUACCGGUGAAGCGCCUGUCUCGAGUCAGCAACAGCAGUGGCAGUUCACCAAGGCGAGAAGCAUCUCCAGAGGAUGAUAGGCUUCAAAAGCCACGGACUGGGGCUGCGAAGAUUGAGGCGAGUCCUCGGCGAGACAGAGGCUCAGAAAAGACCUCGACCAGCCCAAGUCCCACCCGGCAAGGGCGCACCGACUCGCAAGGAAAGUCUCGGACACCUUCGCCGAAAAAGCAGGCAUCUCCGAGAGCAGAGCGUCAAACUCCGAGUGGAACACCUUUGAGUAGUGCUCGAGGUGAUGAAAUUCGACGUGCCAACACACAGCCACUGACAACAGAGGAGAAGCAAAAGGCGCGAUCCGUGAGUCCCCCUCCAGUGUAUGUCCGAACUGGAAGUCCAUUGGCGGCUACCAAGUGUAGCACUGAGCGGCAAAAGAUUGGCCGAGCCCGUGCACUGGCCGCUGGGGUGAAAAAGCAGACUGUGGAGCAAGCCAAGUCUCAGAUAACAGGCAGCUUCCUGCUGGAGCAGUCACAGGCUUCAAAAGAGCUUUCUGCGAAGCAAAGGAAGGAGUGGAUGGCAGCCGUGAAGAGAACACAGGACUCCAGUGCAAAGUUUGUUGCGCAAAAACGUCUUGCAGCCAACAAUCCCAGCAGCGUUUCAAGCGAGGCAUACGAGCGGGCACAGCUGAUACGGCGGGCGCAAGAUGACAACUGGCUGGACCAUCUCAGAGCUGAGGACAACGUCGAGGUCCGAUCGAAGACUCCGCCGAAGGCCCGAGAGAAACCACCGAUGCCCAAAUCCAUCGCGAGUGCGAUUGGACCCGCUGGAGACAAAGUGGUCGGUGAGUUUAAGCAGAUGCUUCUUGAGAAAGGAGGGAACUUUGUUCGAGCAUGGCGCUAUUUGCUGGACCCUGACUGUCGGGGUCAGCUCACUCUGCCUCAGUUGGCCCAGCGAUGUCGAGAACUUGGGAUGCUGCCUUCUGCUAGGGCCACCUGGUUGGCUGGGAUGGCCACUGCAUCCAUUGCGUUCUGCGGCACGCCUCCCUGGAGGACCAGAAUGCUGACGUCACACCAGCGGCAGGCGAAAUCAGCCACUGACUGGGCGGCGGAUUGGUUGCAACAGGAGCUCUCAAAGAGCCCCGUGCUCCUGAUCUCGCAGACAGCUGGUUCUAGCUUGCAGGAGGCCAAAGAGUCCUUGCAGAGAGCUUGCGUACGUUUUGAUGAACUCGAAUUGGACCGCUUGGCCUCUUCGAUUAGCACUGCAGUUGCAGAGCAGCUGGAAUCCUACAACAGGACUUCAGGUUUGCCCUUUCUUUUCGUUGGUGGCACUCUGUUGCCUGAGAAUUUCACUGCAGAGAGCACUCGAUGGCUGCAGCAGGCCUGCUACAAUGCUGGAGCGCAAUUCAUGGAGCCGCUUGAAGGUACCAACAUGACCUGGACAAUCCGAAAAGAUGCCAGAUGGCUACCACCAAAAAACGUUGGUGGUCGACGGUGGUACCAAGACGAUGCAGGCAUGGCCAAGUACGAGGAUGAGCAUGCAGACCCUGCCCGGAACUUGUACAACGAAAUCAUGUCUGCUCCAGGUGGUGGCAGUGCACUCCGCACUCGGAUUUCCAAUCCUGGCCAGAAGCUAUUGCGGCAAGAUGCCAAACUGGAUGAGCCAGAUAAGUAUGGUGUGAAGAAAUCUUUCCCAUCGUGGGGUCGAGUAGAUUUGCUCCUCCGGAAUGUGGAUGGCGUCACCGACUACUUGCGCUCUCGUGACGUGGAUCGAGUCAGGAAGAUCAAGGAUGGUCAGCUCGAUGAGCGGGAGAGAGAUGGACUUCCGCAGGAUGUACUAAUGUGGGUCUAUGGCCUUGGUCGAAGAAGGUUGAUGGAAGAGCUCGACCAAAGGCAGUGCCAUCACAAGGUGAUUUCCUGCAUUGAUGUACAAGGUCUCCGGGAGGCCCUGUUGGAGGAGCUGCAGAAUGAGCAAACCUACAGUCCCAUCCGUCAGGGUGUCACACCAGGAGUCAUUCAGUCACUGUCAGCAGAACAGCUUCAAACAGAGAUGGCUGCAGACACUGUAGCGCCACUACUGGUGUCUUUUGUGGAAGCGCGAAGUCCACGGUACCUCAGAUUCAGGGAACAGCUUGCAGCUGCUGCUCGACAUUUGCUUCGCACAAUCCGAGUGGUGGUUGUUGAUGUGACAGAGAAUCCAGACGUAGUGGGCGACUUUGGAAUCACGCGUUUUCCGACACUGAUCUGGACGCAAGGGCGGACCAGUGUGGAAAUGGCUCGCGAACUAGGGGUUCUUCCUGCGAGCUCCAUUGUGGAUCGCACGAGAACUUUGUUCCAGGUGAAAGAGCUUCCCAAGCCCGAAAAGGAGGCAGCGGCACUUUUGGCGAAAUCUGGACCUGUCUCGAGGAAAUUCCGGAAGCCCAACUUUGAGAGGACUCAUCCUGACAAGCAUGCAGCUGUGAGGUCCAUCAAUGGCCAUUCCAAAGGGUUUUGGCGUCACGGCAGGCGGUAA